UCAUGCUGAGUGCUCGACGUGCCUCAACGCAGGAUCCUUCGUCUCAUGCGGACACUUUGGCCUUGGAUAUGUAGCGAAUAUGAUUUAUGCUCACCAGGUAUCUUCGGCGUUAUAUAAUGUGUAGUCCUUUCAUCCAAGCAUUGCUAUGGUCUCUGCUUCCGCCAUGCCUCGCACGUGAUCAUAUGGGUGUAUAUGGGUGCUGCGGCGAUUCCGCUCAACCACUAAUAACUGUCUUCCACACGCAGUCCGCAGAGUUCGAGUGCCCUUGGACCGAGAAGCUCUGUGGACAAAAGGUCGACACUGCUUGGUAUAGAUACACGAGGUCCCUCACCGUUCCUUCCAUUCGAUGCUCCACCAUAUUGUCUCGCACUGCCCCAUAGAAGGCUCUGCGAUACCCUUGGCUUUCACAGAUGUGACUCUGUACAUUUCUUCCUGCCGAGUAGCCAUGAUGUUACACAGUUACAG
This is a messenger RNA of Fomitopsis serialis, 465 nucleotides long. RefSeq lists its product as uncharacterized. The transcript has a single exon. Bases 87 to 380 code for a protein of 97 amino acids. Lineage: Eukaryota; Fungi; Basidiomycota; Agaricomycetes; Polyporales; Fomitopsidaceae. The record is from RefSeq and is a predicted model, not a curated record.